UUAUGUCGAGAUGCUUGAACAGCAACAAACGUGGCUCGUCAAAGGCCUGCAAGAAAUGUACCGUCGCGCCUUGGAGGGCGAAGGCUGGCCGGGAGAGCCCUUGAAAUGCGAGCCCAACGGCCAUCCUUUAACACACGAUCUGCUUACGCGACUUGGCGCCUUGGACCAGACCAAGGGUGAGCGCUUCGGAGAGAACACUGAGGCUAUGCAGCAAGAUCUCUGGAGGCAGAAUUCCGGACACAUGCAACGCCAGGAGUCAUCCGACGGUAGCUCAGAAAGUGCGCAGUCGCCUAUCAUGCCCUCCCGCUUCUCAGACCCGUUUGCUCGUCAGCUCUCGAGUACGCAAUCCAGCUUUAGCACACCAUCCCAAACGCAAGGCCCCACUAUCAAAUCAGAGCCUCAAAUGGCACCGACAAAUCCCGCCUUCGUUGCGCCCAUGACCAUGCAAGGCGUCGUGAAUCCCCUCGCCCUCCAGACCCCGCAACAGUGGCCCAGCAAUAACUUUGGCGCUUUCGACGAUAUGGAUCUAAUAGGCGCAUCCGAUUAUACGAAUCUGUCCUUUGACGAUCAGGUUCCCUCGCCGAUGUUCAACCGUCAAUUACCGAUGAGCUGCAUGCUUUCCUCUUCGUCGUAUAUGGACACCAAAGGCGACUAUGAAGACAUCAAUCAGUUCUUGAAUGCCAAUGCGCCCGAGAUCGCAUCGACCUGAGAUCACUUCGAUACGACGAAAUUUAGCAUAUUAAUGUCUCUCGUUUGUCUGACAUUUGUUUUGCAUACGCCGUACGACGUAACGCGUGUAUUAUAUACAUGCUACAUUUCGACAUUUGGACUACUUUUUGAACAUAUGGCAGCACUCCCCUUCAUUAAGAAGGGUAAUUGAUCAGCUGUACAGUGUUGGAUUCUUUUGGGUGACUGGCAUCACAUUCUUUUUUAUUCUCUUCUUGUGGGGACAGCAUCCUCUACAUAUUAUUUUGGUUUAUACUUUUUUGAUGAUGAAGGCGCCGAGGUGUUUUGGAGUUGGAGUUUACACAAAACAUUGGAAGGCUUGAACAGGCAGGACGGUUGGUUUUCUCUUUACUUGGAUGCGGAUGCUUUUGCGUGGAUACUUGCCGAUGCUGGUUCUAGUUUCGGAUGUUCUAUAUGUCAUUCUUAUGUCUCCGACAUUGAAAAUAUACAAUCUAUUCUCGAUUCUUCUUA
This is a messenger RNA of Aspergillus neoniger CBS 115656, 1197 nucleotides long. RefSeq lists its product as uncharacterized. NCBI's taxonomy places the organism in Eukaryota, Fungi, Ascomycota, Eurotiomycetes, Eurotiales, Aspergillaceae. The coding region runs from base 11 to 709 and encodes 232 amino acids. The record is from RefSeq and is a predicted model, not a curated record. The transcript has a single exon.